AUGCAGUUCUCCAUCUUCACUACUGGCUUCCUUGUUGCCAUUAUGACCGGCACUGCGUUGGCAGCCCCCCCCGAACUGGACGCUAGGGGAAAGGGUAGCGGUAAUUGCUAUGACGGCGUUGAUUGCUGCUACAGCAGUAGAGCUGCGUGUGAACGACAGCAAAUCGCGGGCAUCCACACUUGGAUCAAUUGCAAUGUCAAGGGUGCAGUAACCUAUUGCUCUGACGUAGGAAUCACAUUGGCUCAAUGCGAUGCCGAUUGCUGUGCUAUUUCCACUACCUGGGGUCGCGGCUGCCCUGCCUAA
This is a messenger RNA of Bipolaris oryzae ATCC 44560, 303 nucleotides long. RefSeq lists its product as uncharacterized. NCBI's taxonomy places the organism in Eukaryota, Fungi, Ascomycota, Dothideomycetes, Pleosporales, Pleosporaceae. The coding region runs from base 1 to 303 and encodes 100 amino acids. The record is from RefSeq and is a predicted model, not a curated record. The transcript is spliced from 3 exons.